AUGGACCUCCUUCUAGAGAUGAGAUUAGUUAAUAGUUAUGCUGUAAAGAAACUGAAGAACUGCAAAAGUGCAGGGGUUGAUGAGAUAACUAAUGAACAACUUAAGUAUGGUGGAAGUGCUCUUGUUGGCCAACUAGAGCUACUGUUUAAAAAGGUAUGGGAGGAAGAGGUGAUCCCUGAGGAUUGGCUUAAAGGUGUUAUAGUGGUUAUCGGAAAGAAGGGAGACACCUCAUACUGCUGCAAUAAUAGGGGUAUAACUCUUAGGGCAACGUCUUCUAAGGUUCUUCAAAUGGUUCUUCUUAAGAGGCUGGAUGUUGGAAUGGAGUGUCUUCUUAGGGAAAAUCAGUGUGGGUUCAGACGGAACCGCUCAUGGAUUGAUCAGAUUUAUUCCAUCCGCACCAUUAUUCACAACUGCAUUGAGUUUAACAUUCCACUUUAUGUUAAUUUCAUUGAUUUUAAGGCAGCGUUUGAUUCCAUCAGAAGAGAGUUUAUUUGGUCAAGCAUAAGACACUAUGGACUUCCUGAGAAAUAUGUUAGAAUCUUUCAGGCAUUCUUCAACGGAACCAUGAGUGCUGUCAGGGUUAAUGGUGAAAUUGAUUGGUUCUCUGUUAACUCGGGCAGUGGACAGGGUGAUCCAGGGCCCUCCUGUAUUUAA
Molecule: messenger RNA, 654 nt
Organism: Bolinopsis microptera
Lineage: Eukaryota; Metazoa; Ctenophora; Tentaculata; Lobata; Bolinopsidae
Exons: 1
Coding region: 1-654 (217 amino acids)
Source: RefSeq, a predicted model, not a curated record